AUAGUUUGUUGAACAAGGCAUUCCUGUUUAUGCUAAACAUACAUAAUGACAUUUUUUCAGCAACUGAAAAGUAGCCGCAAUGAGUACCUCAAACUGAAGGCACGUGUUGAUAAUUUACAGGGGACUCAAAGGAACUUGCUUGGCGAAGAUCUCGAGUCAUUAGGCAUAAAAGAGCUGGAGCACCUGGAGAAGCAGCUCGAUUCGUCCUUGAAGCACAUAAGAUCUACAAGGACACAACACAUGGUUGAUCAACUGACAGAACUUCAGAAAAAAGAACAAAUGUUUUGUGAAGCAAAUAAGUGUCUUCGAAGAAGAGUAAGUUGUAAAAUUCAUUGCAUCAUUCAAACAAACAUUUUUAUGACGUUUCUUUUGCGGUCCCUGUCAUAGUAUCAUUGCAUUUGU
Zea mays is the source of this 402-nucleotide messenger RNA. Its product is annotated as MADS-box transcription factor 7. NCBI's taxonomy places the organism in Eukaryota, Viridiplantae, Streptophyta, Magnoliopsida, Poales, Poaceae. The record is from RefSeq and is a predicted model, not a curated record. The coding region runs from base 46 to 387 and encodes 113 amino acids. The transcript has 4 exons. Gene Ontology annotation, cellular component: nucleus. Gene Ontology annotation, biological process: regulation of DNA-templated transcription. Gene Ontology annotation, molecular function: DNA-binding transcription factor activity.